This is a messenger RNA of Mya arenaria, 2846 nucleotides long. RefSeq names its product lanC-like protein 2. The transcript has 10 exons. The coding region runs from base 101 to 1294 and encodes 397 amino acids. Gene Ontology annotation, cellular component: plasma membrane. NCBI's taxonomy places the organism in Eukaryota, Metazoa, Mollusca, Bivalvia, Myida, Myidae. Gene Ontology annotation, biological process: carbohydrate metabolic process; peptide modification. The record is from RefSeq and is a predicted model, not a curated record.
UGUUGUCUGUUACUUAGAUUGUUAUGAAAAAUAAUACAUUUGGUAUUUGCUAGUUUUUUCAUUCUUCGGAAUAAUGACAUGUUAUAUUGAAUAAAUAAACAUGGGUGAUAGACACUACGAAAACAACAUAAAAGAUUAUGGAGGCGAAGAUCUCGUCGGAAGUGAUGGAAAAUUGAUUGACAAGUACUGUACACCUUUAAAGCAGGGAAUAGAACAUAUGUUAGAGAGAUUGUACACUGGGCUAGAAAAUGAAGAUGAUGAUAAUUACUCUGUUUACACUGGAAUAGGAGGCAUUGCCUUGCUGCACCUCCGACUGUACUCGUACAAGAAUUCUGAUAGAGGCCAGCUUGAGUGUGCACUUGACUGCUUGAAACCAGCGCUUAAAAGGUUAAAGGGUCGAAGGAUCUCUUUUCUCUGUGGAGAUGCCGGUCCACUUGCACUAGGAGCAGUGGUUUAUUCCAAGCUUGGGAAUACUGCGGCAUCUGCGGACUGUAUCAAACGACUUGAAGCUUUACACAAGGCAGUAUGUGAAGAUCCAUCUUUGCCUGACGAACUGUUGUAUGGUAGGGUUGGCUAUAUGUACGCCCUGUUGUUAGUCAGAAAACAUUGUGGGAAUGAUAGCAUUCAUAUGGAUAUUGUGUUACAGGUGUACAAAUGUGUGAUAGACUCGGGACUUCACAUGUCCCAACAACAACGGUGGAAACACCCUCUCAUGUACGCCUGGCAUGACAAGCAUUAUCUUGGGGCUGCCCAUGGACUAGCUGGGAUAUACUAUAUGCUAAUGCAGGUCUCGGAUUCUUCGGUCCAGAAAUACAUACAAGAAUUAGUACGACCUAGCCUCGAGUGGAUGUUAACCCUCCAAUUCCCUUCCGGUAAUUGCCCCUCCUCAUUGGGGUCCUCAACGGGCGAUAAGCUGGUACACUGGUGUCAUGGGGCUCCGGGCUGGAUACACACUUUCGUCGAGGCAUAUAAGUUGUUUGGGGAGGACCGCUACCUCCAGGCGGCAGUCAGAUGCGCGGACGUCAUCUGGGAGAGGGGCCUCCUCCGGAAGGGUUAUGGGAUUUGUCACGGUACCACGGGCAACGCCUACGCAUUCCUUGCCAUGUACCAGCUGACUGAUGAUAAAAAGUAUCUUCAUAGAGCUUAUGAGUUUGGAAUGUUUUGUAUUCAUCAGAGACCACCAAGAAUUCCCGAUGCUCCUUACUCGAUGUUUGAAGGUUUGGCUGGUACGAUCUACUUCCUCGUGGAGCUCCUGACACCAUCAGAGGCACGGUUCCCGGCAUUUGCUUUCUAAGAAACCUCCUGGGAAUGUGAAGAUGACGCCAUCAGAAUGUUUGCGAAUGACGUACUUUGCAAACGACAUAUUUUGCUGACAGUAGAAUUACGUCCGUAAAUUGUAUGUCAUUGACGUCUACAAUAAACGUGGCGUGUAAAAUACUCAAUAUUAAAUGACAAUUACGUGCGUGAAAGUUGACUCUGAGAACGUACGUUUUUUUUGAAGGCUUAAACACGCACGCACGCACGCACGCAUGCACGCACGCACAUCGUCUUUACAAAGAUAGUGCAGUGCAAUUGACGUAAAUACAUAAAAAAUGUGUAUGACGUCUUUAAAACGUUUGUAAAUUGACGUCUUUAAACGUAUGCAAAUGACAUCUUGAGAAACGCGGAGGCGAAAAUUCUGUAUGCUAACGACGUUUUUUAAAACGUUUUUAUAAAUGUGCAUGGCGUAUGAUAGAUAGACAGAUAGUUAUUUUGAUCUGAAGAAGAAUCUCAACUACAAAAAAAGAUGCCUGCCUUCUUUACUUACUGGAUGGACAAGAAUAUACUCAAACGUAAACCUGCACCAUGUAUUUAUAACUGUGGCUACAAAGAAGGUACUAGUAUGACGUGAACUGAUUAUCCCCCUCACAUAAUCUCCGAGUGAGUGUCACUUCCAUCAUUCACCCCCUUACAUAUUCUCCGAGUGAGUGUCAUUACCAUCAUUUACCCCGUUACAUAUUCUCCGAGUGAGUGUCAAUACCAACAUUCAGCCCCCUUACAUAUUCUCCGAGUGAGUGUCAUUACCAUCAUUUACCCCGUUACAUAUUCUCCGAGUGAGUGUCACUUCCAUCAUCCACCCCCUUACAUAAUCUCCGAGUGAGUGUCAAUACCAUCAUUCACCCCCUUACAUAUUCUCCGAGUGAGUGUCAUUACCAUCAUUUACCCCGUUACAUAUUCUCCGAGUGAGUGUCAAUACCAACAUUCAGCCCCCAUACAUAUUCUCCGAGUGAGUGUCACUACCAUCAUUCACCCCUUACAUAAUCUCCGAGUGAGUCACUACCAUCAUUCACCCCCUUACAAAAUCUCCGAGUGAGUCACUACCAUCAUUCACCCCCCUUACAUAAUCUCCGAGUGAGUCACUACCAUCAUUCACCCCCCUUACAUAAUCUCCGAGUGAGUCACUACCAUCAUUCACCCCCCUUACAUAACCUCCGAGUGAGUCACUACCAUCAUUCAACCUCCUUACAUAAUCUCCGAUUGAGUCACUACCAUCAUUCACCCCCCUUUACAUGAUCUCCGAGUGAGUGUCACUACCAUCAUUCACCCCCCUAACAUAAUCUCCGAGUGAGUCACUACCAUCAUUCACCCCCCCCCUUACAUAAUCUCCGAGUGAGUCACUACCAUCAUUCACCCCCCUAACAUAAUCUCCGUGUGAGUCACUACCAUCAUUCACCCCCCCCCCCCCUUACAUAAUCUCCGAGUGAGUCACUACCAUCAUUCACCCCCUAACAUAUUCUCCGAGUGAGUGUCACUACCAUCAUUCACCCCCCCCCCCCUCACAUAACCUCCGAGUGAGUCACUACCAU